CUCCCAACCGUGAGUCGCUCGCAACCAACACCGGCUGGACAAACUGUUGUCAGCCUGUCAGUGCAUAUAGCUAGCCAAGACCGCGAUAGAGCAAAACGAUAUAGCCAGCUAGCUAGAUCACAAGCAAGAUAAAACACGACUCGCAUCCAGUACUGCAGGCAAGUGUGACGACAUACAUGGGAAACCCGAGAAGAGAACAACGAUAGCGUGAUCGCGAGGGAAUAACGACUCUUCUGUCGCUGUAUCCCGAUAUAGCUAAGGCUAACUGACCAGGCAGCAGGAUAAUUUCCCGUUGAGGUUGCAGCGAUGGGAAACGGCUAAAUCGCUAGAAAUCUCCAAGCGAAUCUGGGCGCGGACAGACGACGGGCGAACCGAGUAGCGCGCUAGCACAGUCGCCGACAGACGUCCUCAGAGCAGCGACUGACGGACGCGCCGAGACGCAGACAGACGCACUGACCGAAGGGAGGGGCCCAGAUAAAUGGCUGACAAGCAGAUCAGUUUGCCUGCCAAGUUGAUUAAUGGGGGGGUAGCAGGGCUGAUUGGGGUCACCUGCGUGUUUCCCAUUGACCUGGCCAAGACCCGCCUCCAGAACCAGCAGAAUGGCUCCCGGCUCUACACCAGCAUGUCGGACUGCCUUAUCAAGACCAUUCGGUCGGAGGGCUACUUCGGGAUGUACAGAGGGGCUGCGGUGAACCUGACCCUCGUCACCCCAGAGAAAGCCAUCAAGCUGGCGGCUAAUGACUUCUUCAGGCAUCACUUCUCCAAGGACGGUCAGAAGCUGACCUUGCUGAAGGAGAUGCUGGCAGGCUGUGGAGCAGGCACAUGCCAGGUGAUAGUCACCACUCCCAUGGAGAUGCUGAAAAUCCAGCUACAGGACGCCGGGCGAAUUGCGGCCCAGCGGAAGCUGAUGCCGGAGGCCGUGAGCUCAGGCCCCGCGGCCCCAGUGGAGAUGAAGUCCCCCACCGCCAUGCAGCUGACCCGGGACCUGCUGAGGAGCAAGGGAAUCGCAGGGUUGUACAAGGGCCUGGGGGCCACACUGCUCAGGGAUGUGCCAUUCUCUAUAAUCUACUUCCCUCUCUUUGCCAACUUGAACAACCUGGGCCGGCGGGGGUCGGAGGGCAACGCCCCCUUCUACGUGUCCUUCGCCUCAGGCUGCAUCGCCGGCAGCACUGCCGCUGUGGCCGUCAACCCUGUGGACGUGAUAAAGACCAGACUACAGUCUCUGACAAGGGGAAGCCAAGAGGACACUUACUCAGGAGUGACCGACUGCAUCAGGAAGAUCCUCCAGCGGGAGGGUCCCUCCGCCUUCCUGAAGGGGGCGUACUGCCGCGCCCUGGUCAUCGCGCCCCUCUUCGGCAUCGCCCAGGUCAUCUACUUCUUGGGCGUCGGCGAGUACCUGCUCGACUUACUGCCAAAACGGAAGGACUAGCGCCCCCCCGCAGGACGAGGCGUGUGUGCGCGUGCGCAUUUGGACCCGGCAAGUUGAGGACCAGCUGACAGCUGUGUAGCAGUGUUUUUUUCUGAAUGUCGUACUUUUUCUUUCUUUUUUUUUUUUUUUGCAGUGGUGCAGUGAAAUGAUUUUUUUCUUUUCCUUCUUUUUUUUUUGUUGUUGCGAAACUGCCUGGGUUGAGUCUGGAUUCCCAGCCAGCUGCCUGGCAACCCUUAAUCUCAGCCGACUGAUUGGUCGCUUUCAAAUUGCAAAAAAAAUAUGCACAUCAAGUCUUGGAUGACUUCUGCAGCACCUGUUUAUAUAUGCUCAGAUUCUGAGGACCAAUGCUUAAAUGCUGUCAGUGUAAUUGCGUGAACGCAGUUAAACUCAAUGCUGUCAGUGUUAAUGCUUAAACACAGUUAAAUUCAACACUGUCAGUGUAAUUGCUAAAACCCAGUUUAACUCUGCACUGUCAGUGUGAAUACUUUACUAUUAAAUUCAACAAUGACAGUGCAAAUGUUUAAACUCAGCAUAACCCAACAUGUUGAAUGCUUAAACUCAAACUCAGCACUGUCAGUGUAAAUGCCUAAACUGAAACUCAACACUCAGUGUGAGUGCUUAAACUCGGUUAAACUCAACACAGUACGUAAAAGUACUUUAACUGAAACUCAACACUGUCCGUGUAAAUGCUUAAACUUAAACUAUACACUGUCAGUGUAAAUAUGUUAACUCAAACAGAACACUGUCAGUAUAAACAAUUGGACUCAAUUAAACUCAGCACUGACAGUGUAAACAAUUAGACUCAAUUAAACUUAGCACUGUCAGUAUAAACGAUUAGACUCAAUUAAACUUAGCACUGUCAGUAUAACUGAUGAGACUCAAUUGAACUCAGCACUGUCAGUGUAAAAUGGUAAACUCAAACAAACUCAACACUGUAAGUGUAAAAUGGUAACCUCAAAAAAACUCAACACUGACAGCUGUAACAAGGCAAACCCAACCAAUUAAACUGAAAUGUUAGCCACUCAAUUAAACACAAAACUGUCAGUACAAAUAGGUAUUUUCAAUAACAUUAAAUGCUGUCAGUGCACAUGGUUAAACUCGCCUAAAUGGAACAUUUUCAUUAAGCAGUUCAUUUCAAUCAAACAAAAUACUGUCAGUAUAAAUGACUAAACUCAAAAUGAAUGAAUUGAAAAAUUCAGUGUAACUGGAGAAACUCAAACGAAUACUGUCAUUGCCCCCAAGGAAUUAGACCACUGUGAUGUCAUCAAUGAUGUCACUGUGGUGUCACAAUACACAUACACGCAUGCCUAGUCCGAGUUUGGCUCCCCUAUGCCAGACUGUUGCAGUCCUGGGUCCAAACUCGGUGGGCCGUAAAUGCUCUUGCUAAAAGAACUAGCCAUCAGCCCUUCAAAACAGUAAACUCUGCUGUUGCUCUUUACACUUGCGUGUAAUGCUUAUCCUUAAAUAAAAUUAAAAAAACCCAACUGAGAAAUGUAAUUUCUUAUGAAAUUGUUUGGGUUGUAGAAAAAUGCCAGGCUUAGGGUCCACCGCUGAGCUUUUUUAACCAGAUCUGGAUUCCCCUAAAGUUGGGGAACACCAAAGAAAUAUCAUUGAAAGGAAAAUGAAGGGCAUAUCCAAUCCGUUGAGAGCCCGUGUGGAUGCCCUAUGUUCUGGAAACUUCUCUUCACCCCCCCAACCCCAACCCCAACCCCAACCCUACAGACAUUCCAUAAUCAGCUCAUCCAAAACGCACCCCAAAAAUGUUGAGAAAGCUGGAAUUGAUCCAGAGUCUGGAUUUCUGGAUCUGCUCAGCUGGGAUCAAGAUGAAUUUUGCUGCGUUAUGAUUUUCUCAUAUCCUCCUUAUUCCUGAAAUUUCAAAAAGGAAAUCAAAUCCUGUUUUGCAAUUUACAAUCAGAGGUGAGAGCAAAGUGUAUUUAUUUAUCGAUCGAAAUUCCUUUCUAUAUAUCUAUAUUAUAUAUAUAUAUAUAUAUAUAUAUAUAAAUUUGUAUUUAUCAUUUUACUGCAUCUGUGUCCAGCUAACUGUACUGUAUAUAUGCAAAGACAAUAUGAAUUUUAUGUUGUAUUAUAUUUUAUUGUUCUUUUUUUUUUUUUUUUACAUGAUGGCUUAUUUGCACACCUACCUCUCCCGAUUCCUGUCUCUCUUGUCAUCGUAGUGGUGUUGUGCUGUCGUAAUGUUGCAAACGGAAGUGCUGGAGUUGUUUUUUUUUCCAGUUCUGGGGAUUGAAAUAUACUACUAAAAUAUGCGAAAAGGGUGAGAUUAGACUUGGUAUGCAACUGGGAGUGAUCACAGUUUUGCUCUACGAUGAUUGUACAGACCAACUCCCCAUAGGGGGUGCUAUCUCGAGAUACAUUGUUUGCACGGGAUGUGUUUACUGCACUGUCCUGUCUUCUCGUGACCAAACUGCAUUCAGGAUUACCUGCGGAAUUGCUGGUUUCCUAUGAAAUAUUCACGUUAGAAUAGCUACACCGCAUCUGCCGUAUGAUUGGUUGUUGCUGUUGCCGGGGAAACCCAACGGCGUAUAAGCAAUCAGCUGUACAGCUCAUGUUAGUCGCUGCCUUUCUCAAAGGAGGAAGGACCUCACGAAAGCUUGCUUUUGUUUCGUCUGCAAAGAGUUUGGGAUUACAGGGUUCUCACGUUUGUCAACGAUGACUUAUUACAUAAGAGCGGACCUUGCUUUGUCACUGCAGCUGAAGAGGUGAAUCACAGAAAACAAAACAUUACAUGGAUGCAAUAUGGGGCAGUUUCGUAAUAUCCUGAACUGAAAAUCUCUAUCUAUAUUACCUGCAUCUAAAAUCAUUCAUCGUCAGGAGGAACAUCAGUAAAUAACCAGUUUAUCCAGACUUCAGAUGAGCAGGUUUUCAGAUUUUAGCCGCGAUGGGCGUUUCUGCCUUCGUUCCGUCACAUUUCUUUCUGGGCACAGCGAGCAGGAAAGAAACAAACUUAAGUUCUCACUCACAAAGGUAUGAGGUUUACACUGGUUUCUUAUUGUCCACUUUCUGACUCCGGUUUCCAGUGACGCGAUGAAUGAUGGGAAAAUGUGUUUUAAGAACUCCACCUUUGCACAGAGUUACUUGUGUUGAAUCCAGGGAGGGAGCUGCUCCAAUUGGUCAGACCAAGAAACAUGUGGGCGAGUUAAAGUUACCUUGUGUCCACAGUGAAGUAGUGCCUGAAUAGUGUGAACAUUUAAAGGCAACCGCCACGGGGAGGACAAGACCUCAGAAUGGAGACAGUGGUAAAUGAAGAAUAUCUCUCAUUUGGUUCAAAAGCCUCUUGCUUUUGUUAUUUGCUUUGCAAGGUCUGAGGCCUUUGUUUACAGACACAAUUGAGCGAUGCACUAAGGGAUUGCGGUUUCUCUGUUUGCCUUUUCUACGGGCUGCUGAUUGUUCUCCUUAUGCAGCGGUGUGGUUUUUGACGGUCGUUUGCUUUGACUGACAACCAAUGUUGCAUCGAAUCAUAGCGCAUUGCUCCAUUUUGUUUAUAAUCAAAGGCCACAGACUUUUUCAAAGCAAAUAGCUGAACGAGAACCAAAUGAUAAUUAAUCAUUGGUCUGCAUUUUGAGUUCAUAUUUCUUUCCCCCACAGUGAAGGUUCCCCUUUAAAUGACCAACCCCUUGACCUCUAUGUGAUCCUAGCUGGAUAUUUUUAAUUUGUUUGUUAUUGUUAUUGUUUUGGUUUUUCUUUUUUAUUUCUGGAUCAUUCCACCUGCAGACUCAUCUCAUGUUGUUGUCAUUGGUCUCUUUGCUUAUCGUCGUUGUUCUUAUUAGCGUUCUUGCGAUUGUGGCUCUUAACCUUGAAACGUGUCUAUUUGUUUUUAUCAGCUGUGAAAUUUGAACAGACUCUGUGAAGCUGGCCGUGUGUAUCUGUGCGUUGGGUGAGUGCGUCCGAGUUCGGCCGGUGCUGUGUACGUAUCUGUGUUAAGCGCUGAUGUGGACGCUAGGCUAAGAGAGAAGUUAAUUCCUUUAGCUGUCAGUCACUCCCAUUUCACUUCUUCCUGUCAUUCUGUCCUCUGGUCUGUCUGUCCGUCUGGCACCUCUUUCUCGCUACCAGGACAGACAGACAUCGGAGUGAUUUAAACACCAAAAAAAAAACUACUUUAUCACCGUCAAAGAAGCACAAAGAAUUAUUUCACACAAGACGAAACACACUGAAGGUGUCCCAGUUAGAAAUGUACAAGUAGGACCCCCUACUGAGACGACACAGCAACGCAAUAUUCAGGAACUGAAUGAUGUUUCUAGUGUACCACAGCUAAGAAUCCAAUUUUCUACGAAAUCUCAAUAUUUCUAUUUUAGAUUUAUGACAGAGCAAUACAUUUGUAGAUGCUGCAGUGCCAUAAUUAUGCACUCUUGCUGAAUUUACCAUGAAGGUCACAUGGUUUAUUUCAUGUGUAUGCAGGUAGUGACUUGACUGCACAUCGUGGAGACUGAUCUUGUGCAUUUUAGCUGGGCACUUUUUCUGUACACUAUCUAUAUUCAAUACAAAUCUAUAUAUGUUGCCUACUUAUUUCCAAAUAACACUUGAUCAGAGAAUGUAACUUCAAAUAUUAAGACCAAUGUAAGUUUAGUUAGGUAAGUGAGAUUAGUUAGUUUAGCUAGUCGAUUAGUUAGUUUUAUUAGAUUAGAUAGAGGUUUUACCUGUCGCUCCUGAACUGCAGCUCUCUGUCUCCGCUGCCUCACAGCGAUGUCGGGUUAGCACGUUAGCGGGUUAGCACGUUAGCAGGGUUAGCAAGUCACACGUAAUGCAAGACUGACAGCGUGGUGCCUGAAUGCGCCCACUACACGUCUCCCGCGAAGCGCACUAAUGCACGCACACAAGUCCGGAUCAUUCUGAUCCUCCCCACAACCCCCACCCCCAAUCCUAAUCCCAAUCCCAAUCCCAAUCUGAACCUGGGAAACAUUCUUUAUGCGGAGCCUUUGUUCUGUUCCUCCAAGAGGAGUUGUGCUUCAAAGCACUUAAAAAAAAACAAACAAACAAAAACACCCCAUCUCACCCUCCACCCCUCUCUCUCUCCUUCUAUUUCAAGUGUGUAUACGUGCGUGUGUUUGUACACAGCAGAGGGGGUUUGUGAAUAAGUGUGUGUAUCUGAAACAUAAAUUUAAAGAAAAAUUCUGCAAUUGUCGUGUUGUUGUUUACCAUGUGAAUAAAAACAAAUACACUAAAAAGUGGCAUUUCCUUGACACAGAUUGUUGUCCAAUAAAAACAAAAUGAUUGUG
Molecule: messenger RNA, 6660 nt
Organism: Anguilla anguilla (European eel)
Lineage: Eukaryota; Metazoa; Chordata; Actinopteri; Anguilliformes; Anguillidae
Gene: slc25a22a
Product: solute carrier family 25 member 22a
Exons: 12
Coding region: 479-1429 (316 amino acids)
Biological process (GO): L-glutamate transmembrane transport; aspartate transmembrane transport; malate-aspartate shuttle
Molecular function (GO): L-glutamate transmembrane transporter activity; L-aspartate transmembrane transporter activity
Source: RefSeq, a predicted model, not a curated record